GUAUCCUCUUUCUCAAAGCCUCUGUUAGGACACAGUCACCCACAGGGACAACUGUUAACAUCCACUUGUAUGUGCAUACGUGUUUAGGUGUGUCCAUUGUGUUGACGUUCUGAACGACAGCAAUCCGUCAGUCUUUAUCAAUGGAAACUAGACUUUGAAGACGCUGUAGAUUURAGGUCAACAWCUACUGCAACAUGGGUGGUGGACAUCUCUUAAUUGAUGACGUGAGGAGCACUGAGAAGAARACAAACACAAUCUGUGUCUUGAUGUCUAUUCUCUGUCUUCACUUUGGACUGGUGAAACAGAAGCAGAUUUUCCCACUGGACAUGACACCUGAUUCUGUUGACGACAAAUACGAUGGCUGCAGAGACRAAGCCUUUAAGAGGGUGGAURGCUACUACCUCCCACAUGAGAAAAACACCACCACUAACUUCAGAAGAGCCUGGGACAUAGCAGAGAAACAUGCAUCCAWUCCAAAAGAUGGUCUGCAAAAAGUGCAUUCCAUCGCUAUGUAUUUGUUCACAAAUAACAAACCCCAACCUCCCUCUGAAUCCAUCUACCUAGACUUCAACGAAGCAGUUAGACGAGGCAGACAUGGGUAUGGAACGUCAUUCCAGUACCAUUCCCUGCACUUCUAUCUAACUGAUGCCAUUAAGAUUCUCAAACAAAGUCAAACAACAUGUAGGACCACCUACUUUAGAACAAACGUAACUUUUGAUCAGGAUGUUGACAACGAAGAAAUGCGCUUUGGUUAUUUUGUCUCAAGUUCUUUACGUAAGACCUUAUACGAUUUUGGAGACACAUCCYGCUUUGAGAUCAACACAUGUUUUGGUGUUAACCUGRCAUAUUACUCUGCCUAUGCAAACGAGGGGGACGUUUUGAUUCCUCCCUAUGAGGUAUUCAAAGUGACCAACGUCCAGACAAAGGCAGCAGUCRGUAACCUGUGGUGUAAAGUCGUCUACACUCUAAAGAGCACUGGGAAAUGGAAGAGUGACCUGAAUUGUAAAGCAAUAGAUACAGGCUACUGCUACAUAAAGCUAUUGACUGUGUUGACAGUCACNUUUGAUGUGGAAAAUGCACCAACCAACAUCCAAAUGGAGCUGAUUGAACUCCAGUGCAACGACACGCUGAAGUCAAAGUAUGAUGCUGUGGGAGCCGCACAGUUUCCACGGUUCAUCCCUGACACAAUGCCUCAGCUCCGCACCAAGCUGCUCAGAUGCUCUCCAUGUUCGGCAGCACUUAUCUAUGCGAGCAACUUUCUCCUCGAUGAAGAUGACCAAAACAACUCACAGGAGACGCUGACUGAACACCUUCGCUCGAUACUGAGGAUUUCUUCAGCUCAGAGCCUGAGCCCAGACAUUGAUGAACUAGCAUCCAAGAAGAGAUGCCAGGUAUCUGGCUUGGGCACAUCAGAUUAG
Molecule: messenger RNA, 1418 nt
Organism: Salvelinus sp. IW2-2015
Lineage: Eukaryota; Metazoa; Chordata; Actinopteri; Salmoniformes; Salmonidae
Product: ecto-ADP-ribosyltransferase 5
Molecular function (GO): NAD+-protein-arginine ADP-ribosyltransferase activity; NAD+ poly-ADP-ribosyltransferase activity
Source: RefSeq, a predicted model, not a curated record